UCCAUUUCCAGAUUUACUGUAAAUCCCACUGCCAGCAGAGGGUCUCUUUGACUCUUUUUGUCUUUUGUGGAAGAAGAUAACCGACUCCAUUAAUGCCCAAGGCCUCACACUACCACAGCCUUCAUUGCAAACACCAGUUAAUGCACUCACCUCAUCUGUGUCUGGUACUGUCUUCUUCUUCUUAUCCCCUUCCUUUCUGAUGAAGUCUUUCUUCGUCUCUUGAUUCCACAUAUUGGUCAGCCCAGGGCCAUCCUCCUUCCAAGUGUAUUUCAGUUUUUGGCUUUCAGUGGUUAGUGGGUUCUCUCUGGAUUGAGGUUAGAAACGCUGUGACAAGUGUUGUGCGCUUUUGGAGCAGUAAUUUAAAUGUUUCAUUUCGUGAGUUUCAAAUUUGAACUAGUCCUAAUUAUUGAGAAAUGAGAGCUUAAGGUGAAAGUUCAGUUUUCAUUAGUUCAUUGGGUUCUCUUUUUUGCUGACGCUGUUUGAGAAUUUUCAGCGGCUGUGUUUCUUUCUGGGUCAAGCUCUCUAGUUAUUAUGGUUGUCUAGGGUUUUUGUCUUGGAAAUAUCUUCUCACCCCUAACUUGUUCAAUGGGGCAUGUGAACUUGAUUCUUUUAGUGUUUCUUUCAUGGGUUUUCUUUGUUUCUGGUGCCCAACAAUUAUCAAACUCUCAGACCCAAGUUCUUCUGCGGUUAAUGAAACAUUUGGAGUACCCUCCAGCGUUGCAAACUUGGAAAGCUUACAAUGGGGAUUUAUGUAAUACAUCUUCUUCCCCACAAAUGACUAUCAAAUGCCAGAAUAAUUUUGUCACUGAGCUUAGAAUUAAGGGAGACAGACUUUCCAAUACUAGCCAGUUCAAUGGAAUUGCAAUUCCUGGUCAUACUCUAUCACAGAGUUUUUCUAUUGAUUCACUUUUUACCACAUUGUCAAGUUUAAGUAGCUUGAGGGUUCUUAGUUUGGUAUCUUUGGGAAUUUGGGGACGACUUCCUGAUAAAAUUCACCGGCUAUCCUCACUGGAGCUGCUUGACUUGAGUUCAAAUUUCAUGUUUGGUUCUAUUCCUCCUAAGAUAUGUACAAUGGUGAAGCUCCAAACUCUGACACUGGAUGCCAAUCACUUCAAUGAUACUGCCCCGGUUUGGUUGGAUUCAUUAUCAAAUCUUACGAGUUUGAGCUUGAAAAGAAAUCGGUUCAUUGGUCAGUUUCCUUCUUCAAUAUGUAGAAUUACAACUCUGAGCAAUAUUGCAUUAUCUCACAAUGAACUUUCGGGGAAAUUGCCUGAUUUGAGUUCCUUAGCCAAUCUUCGUGUGUUGGAUUUAAGGGAGAACCAUUUCGAUUCCGAGCUACCUGCUAUGCCUAAGGGAUUGGUUAUGGCUCUCCUGAGCGGGAAUUCCAUUUCUGGCAAAAUUCCCAAGCAUUUUGGUAAACUAAGCCGGCUUCGGCAGCUUGAUCUGUCAUUCAAUUUUCUGAGUGGAACACCCCCCUCUGUUUUGUUUUCUCUGCCAAACCUCACUUACUUGAAUUUAGCAUCCAAUAUGCUUAGCGGUUCAAUUCCCAUGGAUCUAAGUUGCGGAGAAGAGCUUGGGUUUGUAGAUAUUUCUGCUAAUAAGUUUGUAGGUGGACUUCCUUCUUGCCUGGGGUCAAGUUCAGAUGAAAGGGUUGUUAACUUUGGUGGAAAUUGCUUAGCUAUUGAUGCUCAACAUCAACAUCUAGAGUCAUACUGCAAAGAAGACAGUAUAAAGAGGAAGCAGUGUAGGGGAAAAGAAAUAGUAAUAUUAGUUGGUGCAACUGGAGGAAUGAUUAUUCUUAUCACUCUUCUUGCUGUUGGGGUCUGCAUUUUGCGUAGAAGAUGCUGCUCACAGGGAACAUUGGAUAAGCAUAAACUGCCAAAGCUGGUGCAGGAUAAUUCACCGGCCGUGUUAUCCUCAGAAAUGCUUGCAAAUGCGAGGCUCAUUUCUCAAGCAGCAAAACUGGGGACAGAAGGUGCACCACUCCAUCGAUUGUUUUCCUUGGAAGAGUUACAGGAAGCUACGAACAACUUUGAUGUGUCAAAUUUUAUGGGUGAAGGCUCUAUUGGCAAGCUUCACAAAGGAAGAUUAGAGAAUGGAACCUACGUUGCUGUGCGAUCUUUGAUUUUAUUUAAUAAAUAUUCAAUUCGAAACCUUAAAAUUUAUCUAGAUUUGCUUCUCAAGCUUCGUCACCCACGUUUGGUUGCCCUAUUGGGUCAUUGCAUUGAUGAUGGUGGACAAGAGGAUUCCUGUGCCAACAAAGUCUUCCUCGUAUAUGAAUAUGUGCCCAAUGGGAAUUACCGUACUCAUCUCUCAGAGGAUUGUCCGGGCAAGGUUCUUAAGUGGUCAGAUAGAUUGGCUAUUCUAAUUGGUGUUGCCAAGGCUGUGCAUUUUCUACAUACUGGGGUAAUUCCUGGUUUUUUUAACAACCAAUUGAAGACAAACAAUAUCUUGCUUGAUGAACAUUGUUUUCCAAAGCUGAGCGACUAUGGAAUGACCAUCAUUACAGAAGAAAACAAUAAGCUUGAGGGAAAGGAAGAAGGCACAAGAUCAAGGCAAGCAGCAAGGUCAGAUGACGAUGUUUAUAACUUUGGAUUCAUAUUACUUGAAUCACUUGUGGGGCCAACAGUAAAUGGAAAGGAAGCAUUUCUGCUGAAUGAAAUGGCAUCUUUUGGAAGCCAGGAUGGCAGAAGAAAAAUCGUAGAUCCAAUUGUGUUAACCACUUGCUCGCAAGAAUCUUUAUCAAUUGUGAUAUCCAUCACAAACAAAUGCAUGUCUCCCGAAUCAUCGGCCCGCCCUUCUUUUGAGGAUGUGCUGUGGAAUUUACAGUAUGCAGCUCAAGUCCAGGCCACAGCUGAUGCUGAUCAGAAAUCAGAUGUUGUAUCGGAGUCGUAACUUGUAGGGUGCAAAAUGGGGGUCAGUCAUUGAUUCUAUUGUGAUUUUUGCAAAAGUUACAAUGCUCUUCAACAACCCUGCCACUCAUCUGUGAGGAAAGUAUACCAAUGUUUGGGCUGUCUUUGUCCAUUGAAAUGUAAAAUUGUACAUGUAAUUCUUCAGUUGGCUAGGCUCCAAAUAUAGAUGUUUUUUCUUUUUUUAAAUGACAGAAGUGUAAUUUCUCCAUGUAAGUUUUCUGUUACAUGUAAUUUUCCAAUUGGCUUGGCUCCAAAUAUAGAUUUUUUGUUUUAUGAUAAA
This is a messenger RNA of Malania oleifera, 3192 nucleotides long. RefSeq names its product probable inactive leucine-rich repeat receptor-like protein kinase At3g03770. NCBI's taxonomy places the organism in Eukaryota, Viridiplantae, Streptophyta, Magnoliopsida, Santalales, Ximeniaceae. The record is from RefSeq and is a predicted model, not a curated record. The transcript is spliced from 8 exons. The coding region runs from base 586 to 2895 and encodes 769 amino acids. Gene Ontology annotation, molecular function: protein kinase activity; ATP binding; protein binding. Gene Ontology annotation, biological process: protein phosphorylation.